This is a messenger RNA of Sphaeramia orbicularis (orbiculate cardinalfish), 1733 nucleotides long. RefSeq names its product retinal homeobox gene 2 (gene rx2). Gene Ontology annotation, biological process: positive regulation of transcription by RNA polymerase II. Gene Ontology annotation, molecular function: DNA-binding transcription factor activity, RNA polymerase II-specific; RNA polymerase II cis-regulatory region sequence-specific DNA binding. Bases 397 to 1368 code for a protein of 323 amino acids. The transcript has 4 exons. The record is from RefSeq and is a predicted model, not a curated record. Lineage: Eukaryota; Metazoa; Chordata; Actinopteri; Kurtiformes; Apogonidae.
GGUUAAGGAUAGAUUUAUCAAGGCAGAAAGGCAUACCUAUAUGUUCUUUGUUCACCAGGACCUGAGCAGCAGGUCCUUUGCUCACUUGUCUGCAGGGGAUUUCAAGGACUUAUCAGGGAGCAACAAGUCUGGCCAGUAGAUAUCGUUAGUGUCAUUUGUCUACUUGUGGACUAUGGAGACACCAAGCGCGCCAUGGAACCUGUGAUAGGAACCAUAAGGAAGAUGACAAAAUUCUGUGGAAACAUCUAAAGGAUACGUCUUCACAUAAUCCUGUUCUACUUACAUGUGAAGCAGAACAACAGUUCUGUAAAACAGCAUCAAAGACGUUGCCUUGUCUCCUUUGGAAGUAUUUUUUUUUCUGGGAGGGAGGAAGCAAAGUGUCUCCGAAGUUUUCGGAUGCAUUUGUCAAUGGAUACACUGGGAAUAGUGGAUGAUGGUUGCCUGGACAACUAUGAUAUGGCAAAAGGCGCUGGGUCGAGCAGUGGAGGAAGGGUCCACAGCAUUGAUGUCAUAUUGGGAUUCACUAAAGAGCAGGGCCCUCUGCUCCAUUCAGUAGGAGAUGACGCAAGCCAAAAAACCAGCGUGCAAAACCAACAGCAUCCUGAGAAACAGGGUUCGACUGACCCUUAUGCGCACCUUCCAGAACUGGGUGACAGCGCUCAGCAUUCGUCCUACCAUGAAUCAGACCUUUUCACCAAUGACAAGUGUGACGCAGAAAUGAGCAACCAAGGGGCCAAUACUACCGAAGGGUCACCAGAAACAAUGAAGGAGGAGCAGCAUGCUAAAAAGAAGCACAGAAGGAACCGAACCACCUUCACCACGUAUCAGCUCCAUGAGUUGGAGCGAGCCUUCGAGAAGUCCCACUACCCUGAUGUCUAUAGUCGUGAAGAACUGGCAAUGAAAGUCAAUUUGCCUGAAGUUCGAGUUCAGGUCUGGUUUCAGAACCGAAGAGCCAAAUGGAGACGCCAAGAGAAGAUGGACACCAGUACUAUGAAGCUCCACGAUUCACCCAUGCUGUCUUUCAAUCGACCUCCAAUACCCCCUGCUGUGGGACCGGUGGCCAACCCAAUGCCUCUGGAUCCCUGGCUCACGUCUCCCAUCUCCAGUGCCACGCCCAUGCAUACCAUUCCAGGGUUUAUGGGCUCCUCACAGAGCUUGCAGCCAACCUAUCCCAGUCACACCUUUCUGAAUACCCCACCCGGCAUGGUCCAAGGGAUGCAGCCCAUGGGCCCUCCGCCCUACCAGUGCCCCCCAAACUUCAACGACAAAUACCCGAUGGAGGAUGAUAGGAGUUCCAGCAUUGCAGUGCUCAGGAUGAAGGCCAAAGAGCACAUUCAGUCAAUGGAUAAAACCUGGCAACACAUGUGACACGACAUCUGAUGAGAUGAUUUUUAGCAGCUCCAGUGAAUGUUUACAGAUUUUUUCUUCAUUGAUUGUUGAUUUUCUUCUGGUGUCAUCUCUUCAUUGGUAUGUCAGGUUAAACUUUUUCACUGGCACUAAUAAGCACUUGGUGGAACAGCGUAUUAGAUUUUUACUUUGAACUCAAACAAUAAUGUUUUAACCCUGAGGGAAACUGAACAAAAUGAAAUCUGUGAUGGGCAGUUAUUUUAGCCAUGAACACUUACUCCUGUGGAAUGCACAUCUUUGUUGGGACAUUCUAAAUGGACAUUUAUUUUUGGUUUAGCUUCUAGUGUUUGGGAACAGAACUCUUUAAAUGAAGACAGAGCUCUAUA